UACACUUCUGUACUUUACGUAUUCAGCUCUUUAGCUGCCAGUUACCUUCAAAGCAGCCCCAUCGCCUGUUGGGCUCCCUGCUUUUCUACUCUUCUUUCCUCCACUGGUCAUUUCAUCCCAGUCUAAAUACUAGUAUUUAAAAUACUAGGCAUGGAUCUUCCAGCACUGCUUUUUUACCUGGGCACAGUGCUGAUGUCGCAGUGUUGCGGAUUUAACGUGGAUGUGGCUACACCAACCAUCUUUCAGAUAAGAACUCCGAGCUUUGGGAGCAGCGUGGCACAGACCAGGAAUGAGGUGCUUGUCGGUGCCCCACUUCAGCAUGGACGAGUGAACGAAAUGGGUAAACUUUACCGGUGCACCUACAGUUCAAGUGCCUGUACGGAGAUUAGCAUCCAACGUAGGGCCUAUAGAUGCUGUCAAUAUGUCCCUUGGUCUGUCCUUGGUUGCCAGGAAUUCUCAAAUCUUGGUGUGUGGCCCCACAGUACACCGGGCCUGUGGAACAAACAUGUAUAUGAAUGGCUACUGUUUCCUUCUGGAUCAAAAGCUCCAAAAGUUCCAGCAGUUUCCAGAGAUCUUACCAGUUUGCCCUAGCACAGUAUUCCAAUGACUUCACAGAACACUUUGAUUUCAAUGCUCCAGAUCCGUCUAAUAAUGUCUUGGGUGUCACACAAAGUCGCGGCAUGACCUAUACAGCCACUGCCAUCAGAAAAGUUGUGAGGGAGAUUUUUAUCCCAAGGAAAGGCUCCAGAAAUGGAUCUACCAAGAUUCUUGUUGUGAUAACAGAUGGUCAAAAAAAUGAUCGACUUCAGUAUUGGAAUGUGGUGCCAGAGGCUGAACGAGCAGGGAUAAUCCGUUAUGCUAUUGGGGUUGGCAAUGCUUUCUCAACUGAACGUGCCAGGGAAGAGCUGAAUGCCAUCGCUUCUGAACCUGACAAUGAGCAUGUAUUUGCAGUGCACAAUUUUGAUGCCCUGAAAGGCAUCCAGGAUCAGCUGCAGGAUAAGAUCUUUGCCAUAGAAGGUACCCAAUUCCAGAGCAGCAGUUCCUUCCAGAUGGAAAUGUCCCAGGAAGGAUUCAGUGCCUUACUGACUCGGGAUGGUUCUGUCUUGGGAGCAGUGGGAGCAUAUGACUGGUCUGGAGGCAUUUUUCUGUAUCAGAACAGUAACAGAGACCCAAGCUUUCUUAAUGCCUCCAGCGCCACUGAGGAGAUGAAGAAUGCUUAUCUUGGCUAUUCUUCUCAAGCUGUCCUGCUCAAUGGGAGAAGUGGCCUUGUAGUGGGAGCCCCCCGCUAUGACUACGUGGGCAAAGUGGUUCUCUUUGAGAAAGUGGCCAGGAGUGGGAAGUGGCAGCUGAUGGCAGAGGCUAUUGGAGAACAGGUUGGUUCCUAUUUUGGAGCGGCGCUGUGCUCUGUGGACCUGGAUCAAGACACUGAUACGGACUUGGUGCUGGUUGGAGCUCCCAUGUACUAUGAUGCUAUUACAGGAGGAAGGGUUUAUGUCUGUCAUUUUAAGCAAGGAACACUUCACUGUACCAUGACUUUGAAAGGAGAAGCAGGGCACGUUUUCAGUCGCUUUGGUGCCAGCAUGGCAGAAACAGGUGACAUCACCGGGGAUGGAUGGAUGGAUGUGGCAAUUGGGGCACCCAUGGAGAACAAGAAUGUAGGAGCCUUAUAUAUAUUUGGGGGAAAACGAACAUCUAUCAACCCCAAGUACCUCCAGCGCAUUGAAGGGCUGAAGUUUUCUGGAGGGUUUUUGUACUUUGGUCAAGCUGUCAGUGGAGGAACAGACCUUACAGGGGAUGGCCUGAAGGAUAUUGCUGUUGGACAACAAGGACGGGUCCUGUUAAUGAGGACACGUCCUGUUCUACAUGUGUCGGUCUCCAUUGAGUUCUUCCCUCCUUUAAUCCCCACCUCAAACUUCCAGUGUCAGGAACAGGAAUCUCUCAAGGCUGAAGCCAGCAUGGCAAAAGUGUGCUUUACUGUUGCCAAAGCUAUUCAGGAUAAACUAGGUGAAAUCUCUAGUGACCUGUACUACACUUUGACCCUAGACCAUGAGAGAACAAAGGUUCGAGCCACCUUCAGCUCUAAAUCAGUCCUGACUACAAACAUUCAGAUAGGCCUUGAGAAUAAAUGCCAGAACCACCCAAUUGAGUUGCCUAUCUGCAUUGAGGAUACUCUGACGCCUGUCACGUUGCGACUCAAUUUCAGCCUCGUAGGGAAGCCCAUCGCUAAUGCCCGCAAACUACAGCCCAUCCUGAGCAAAGACUCAGAAAAGAACCACACAGCACUGCUCCACUUUGAGAAAAACUGUGGCACGGAUGGGAAAUGUGAAGACUGUUUAGAAGCCUCAUUUAAUUUCUCAGGCCUGGACAUUGUAGUUGUAGGUCUGACUGGUGAGUUCAAUGUAACAGCUUUCAUCCAGAAUCAUGGAGAAGACUCUUACAGCACCACACUGGGCUUUUUCUACCCUGCAGGGUUAUCCUACCGCAAGGUUACUUUACCACAGCCCAGCAGGAGGGUCGUGAGCGUUAAGUGCCAUUCAGUUACUGCGUCUGAAGAAGAUGUCAGCAGAAACACCACCUGCAAUGUCAACCACCCAAUUUUCUACAGUAGAGCAAAGGUUAUCUUCAUUGCCACAUUUGACAUCUCCCCAGAUGCUGAUCUAGGGGACACACUGCGGAUCAUGGCCAGUGCCAACAGUGACAACGGUGGAAACAUCACCAAGGAAAUGGUUCACGAAGCGGAGUUGCCUGUCAAAUAUGCUGUGUAUAUCAUUGUCACAGCCAUUGAGGAGUCAACCAAGUACAUUAACUUCACAGCUGGCCAAGAGGAUGCAAGCAAGAAUGUGGAACAUCGAUAUGAGGUGAAAAAUCUCCGUCAACGAAAUGUCCCCAUCUCUGUGACAUUUCAGAUCCCUGUAAAACUGAAAGGGAUCCAGGUGUGGAAUGUGUCUCAGGUUGUCUCUUCCCAGUCUCGGUUUGCCAAGUGUGUCUUGGAGAGAGAAAGUGCUGGCACCAAAGAUUUCCCAGUGACAAAGGACCUCCCCCUUCUGGACUGUUCUGUAGCCUCCUGCAAGAUAAUCCGUUGUGACAUUUUGUCACUGAAGACACGGGAACCGCUGGAAUUCAGGAUCAAGGGGGAUAUCGGUUUCCAGUGGGCAUCUCAGAUCCAGCAGAAGAAAGUUGUCUUGGUGAGCAUGGCACAGAUUUCCUAUGAUGAGAAAAAAUACACACAGAAGGAAGGCUUUGCACAGGCCCAGGUGCAGACCAUGGUGGAACGAAUAGAAGUCUACAACUAUCUGCCCGCGAUCAUUGGCAGUGCCAUUGCUGGGCUUGUCCUUCUCGCUGUCAUUGCUGCAGUCCUCUACAAGGUUGGGUUCUUCAAGCGCCAAUAUAAGCAGAUGCUUACUGAGGCUGGGGCUAGUGACGAAGCCGCAGAUCCCACCUCACAACCCACCCCUCAAGACCUAGACACCUCUCCUCCCAGCAAAGACACUGUCUACUAAUAAACCUCCUGUUCCUCUGCGCCUUUUCAAUAUCUGGGGAAGGUAACCCUCAAAAGCCCAUUUUAAGGACAUAAGAAGAGCCUUCCAGGACCUGACCAAAUGUCUAGUUUCCCACAGUGGUCAACCAGAUGCUUCUGAGACAAACAGGUCUUGGAGGCAAUAGAUUUUCCCCCAUUGUUGCUCCCUAGUGACUGGGAUUCAGAGCAUCCAUUGCAGCUCUUUGAUAGCCUUAUUUUGUGUGAAUCCUCCCCCUCCUUUAAAAGACAUCUAAGUUCUUGACCAUCAUCAUGUAUUGUGACAUUUCUCCUUAACCAGAGAUUUUCUCCUUUUACCCCUUCAGCCGACUGGAUAUAAAAAAGGACCACAGUAUUACAGUUUAUCCCCAGCACAAUGUGCCACGUUUUCUAGCACGAAUUUACAUCUAAUUCUGUAGGCUGAUAGUAGAGUUGGAAGGCGACUUCAAUUGUGCUGCAAAAAUGCCACUGAGGAUAUCAAACUAGGAUUCUCUCAAACAAUUUUUGGUCCAAAGCCUAUUGAAGGGAAGUAAUGGAGUCUUCAGUGUCCUUGGUAGCACUUUUUCAUUUAGGCAAUACAAAUGAAAGCAGUGGUUGUAUCUGAAGCUGAGAAAUAUUAUGCUGGUACUGUGGGUUUUCGAGGGGAAAACUAAGAGAUAGUGGUGUGGACAACUAGAGCUGAGGGAGAAAUUUGGUUUGGUUUCCUAUUUCAUGUGAACCUAACUAAUUCACAGUUUCUGAAACCAUGUAUGAAUCACAGCACAGGUAGCCUUCAAAAUUUGCCCUUCCCCGAACUUUGUGAUGCAGUCUUCUGACUAAAAAAGUGUGGAUUAUAGGAAAGCAUGUAUAAAAUGCAUAUAGUAAUUAAAUAAUAUGUAAAAUAUAUGGGGAAACUGCUUGCAAAAAUGUAUAGUAGGGGAAAUUUGGAUUAAAAUGCUGAUGAAUUUCCAUGAGAACUGUCUUUUAAAAAAAUACUGCAAAGUGAUAUGGAAGUGUAGCAAAUUUAACAAUUUGAAUUUUAUUGUUUUUGUGUACAAUUGUUGUAAACAACUCUAUUUUUUAUAAAUAGCAGUAUCAAAUUAUUUUUAUAAGUAAAAAAGAAGAAACUGAAGAGAAACCAAAAUUGACAGAUUUGUCAACCCCUAGAGACAACCUUACACAAAAUGGAAGCAUUCAGCAGUGUGAAAAAGAGAAAUGCAUCUCAAAAUACUAAAAUAAGGUAAUUAAUAACUGAUUUGAAGAAACAACAAACUUGGAAAAGCACCCCCUCCCCAUUGUUUCCAGUUUUAUUAAACUCUAGCCCACAGAAGUUUAUGUUAUAAAUGUGUUAGUCUUUAAGAUGCCACACACUCUUGUUUCUGUUGCAACAGACUAACCUGAGGAUAUUGCCAUGGGACUAUACUACAGGGUUGUAGAGAAAUAUAUUUCAAAGAUGGUAGAAAGGAUGCUUGUUUUUAUUGGCUCCAUGUGUUUCAGCUCAAAUGCCUUCC
Molecule: messenger RNA, 5004 nt
Organism: Zootoca vivipara (common lizard)
Lineage: Eukaryota; Metazoa; Chordata; Lepidosauria; Squamata; Lacertidae
Product: integrin alpha-X-like
Biological process (GO): cell adhesion mediated by integrin; cell-cell adhesion; cell-matrix adhesion
Cellular component (GO): external side of plasma membrane; integrin complex
Molecular function (GO): integrin binding
Source: RefSeq, a predicted model, not a curated record